Aspergillus mulundensis is the source of this 609-nucleotide messenger RNA. RefSeq lists its product as uncharacterized. Lineage: Eukaryota; Fungi; Ascomycota; Eurotiomycetes; Eurotiales; Aspergillaceae. The transcript has a single exon. The coding region runs from base 1 to 609 and encodes 202 amino acids. The record is from RefSeq and is a predicted model, not a curated record.
AUGUCUUCCGACAAGAAACCCACCGAGACCGCCCGUGAGUCCACGGAGGGAGCUCCCAACUUCCCAUCCGAACUUCCCCCACGACCCGCUCAACGACCCAGGUGGUACGAGCGCGUCCUCACAAAGGUGCAUCUAGCUUCUGACAAGCCGGAAGACUAUACGCUGUAUAUCAGCAGGCCGCGAAAAGAGCCAAAGUUCUCCAAGGGCAAUAUCGAUGCCUUUGCGGACCGCCGCAUUAUUAUUCUGCACGGACACCGAAGCAAGUUGUGCGAGUGGUGGUUUUUGGACCAGAAGUCUCGAUUCACGGAUAAAUAUGGAUCCAUACGGUAUGAACUUGAAUAUGAGUGCUUCUCUAUCGAGAAGGAAAAUCUUGAGCUGGAGAGGAUGGACCUGAAACUGAUGAAGGUUGGUGGGCUGAAGGGUGAGGACCGCGAGCGAUUCAUCAAAAUGAUUGCCAACCGGAACCGGGCAUUGGACGAACGUAGCUUGGUCCAGUCCUUGCUCAAAGCUGCGGGCGAAGCUGGCAUCCUGGGGAAGAGUGAUGUUCGUUGUGCCGAGAUUGUUUUGGGCUAUCGGGUUUGUAUGGUGGCCGGGGUAUGGGUAAGCUAA